ACAUUCUGACAGUUGUGAGGUGGUAUCUAAUUGUUGCUUUAAUUUGCAUCUCACUGAUGAUCAGUGUCUUUCACCAUUUUUUCACAUGUCUCUUGACCAUCUUAUCCACAUUGUAGCCCAGGCAGAGCUGACAGUUCAAAUGGCCCCAGAAGCAGAUGCUCUUAAAUAGUGAUGUCUGUUUUUGAGACAUUAACUUUGUACAAUGGAGGCAGGUUAGAUGAGUUAGCACUUGAGCAACCUCUGCAAACUACGUUUGGCCUGAAGGAGACAGAUCCCUAAUGACCUGAAAGAAGACACAAUGCCUGUCAUUCAGAAAAGACCUGGUCCUGAAAAAAAAUACAGAGGGGCCUUGACUUACAGGUUUAAUUCGUUCCGUGACGGAGCUCAUAACUCAAAUUACUCGUAUGUCAAAUCAUUAAAGUGUACGAGUGAGGUGAUUCUGGGCUGAUGUGGAGUUCACUGUGACAUUCACUGCACCAACUAGCUGUGGGGUAUCUGAAGCUGGCUCAUAACCCGAAUUUUAGCUCGCAACUCAAAGCAAAAAAUCGGCUGAGAGACAGCUCAUAUCUCGAAAAACUCGUUAGUCGGGACACUCGUAAGUCAAGGCCCCACUGUAUGCAAAACCAGCAGCUAAAGGAAGCCAGGCAGGUGCCUCAGAAACAAACGUGCCCUAGAAAUCCCCUCCCCUGAAGUCCCUGGAGGGCCCUGAGUAUACUUGGUGUUUUCUUGGGCUAUUUGCCUUCAAAACCAGUCCUGGAGUCAGCUAAGGAAAUACUGGCUCCUGGCCCUGGAGCUUGGGAACUACAUUACCCAGAAGGCCGCGCGUAGAAUGCCACCAGGCUGAGCCAAUGGAAUCUCAGAGAAGGCGUUUCCGUUUUUCAAGUUCUGGUGGGCGGGACCGGUAGUCUUUUCUCCAUUUUGUCUGAAGCGGUCAGAGGUACCUGUCACAGACUCCCGGGGAGAAGGUUGGCGAGUGCUUUUCCCCGCCUCGCAGCCCGUGGUGGGAGCCUCCAUGGUGCUCACAGCGCACACGUGGGAUUGAAGCUCGGAGUCGCCACCAGACCCGCCCAGGGCCGGGACAGCGACCGCCAUUCCUGCAGCGGCUUCUGCUCCCGCCCGGCUCCGACUACAGAGUGCAAUGGAGGCGCCGGUGCUGAGGAGCUGGGCUGAGGUUGGCGUGACCUUUGAGGACAUUGCCCUGUACUUCUCCAGGGAGGAAUGGAGCCUCCUUGAUGAGGGUCAGAGACAGCUGUACCUGAAUGUGAUGCUGGAGAACUUUGAACUUAUAUCCUCGCAGGGUUGCUGCUGUGGAGCAGAGAAUAUGGAGGCACCCACUGAACAGAAUGUUUCUGUAAGAGUGUCACAGGCAAGUAUUCCCAAGUUACCCUCCUUGUCUUCCCAGGAGAGCCACCCCUGUGAGAGGUGUGGGCUAGUCUUGGGAAACAUUUUCCACUUGACUGAGCUGCAGGGAAUACAACGCGGACAGAUUCUGUUGAGGUGUGGGGCGUGUGCACAAGCAUUUUAUUUCAGUACAAAAUUUCACCAGCAGCAUGUGAGAGAGAAGACUUUCUUUAGAGAUGUGGACAGGAUCUCACUUGCAAAGAGCUGCAAUUUCCAGGUGUCCCAAAAUCAUGUCACCUGUGGGGAGGUGGUGCAGGGUGUCCUUACCGGGUCAGGACAUCUCCACCUAAAGGCUACUCAGACCAGCGAUAGAUCAGAAGAUAUUUUGCAAUGUGGAGUGAAAUUUCAAAGUGGAGAGGAAUAUAACAAGGUCAUUGGCUGCAAUCACACGUUUAUUCAGGACAACUGUGUCCAUGCUGGAAGUCAGUUUUUUCCGUGCUAUGAAUGUGGAAAUUACCUUACCCAAGGUUCUAGCUUUUAUGAACAUGGAGAAAAGCCUUACAAAUGCAGUGAAUGUUGGAAAUCUUUUACGACGAUGCAUAGCCUUCAUUGUCAUCAGAGAUUUCACACUGGAGAAAGGCCUUAUGAGUGCAGUGAAUGUGGGAAUUCUUUUACCAGUAGCACUGCCCUUCGUCGUCACCAGAGACUUCACACUGGAGGAAAGCCUUACAAAUGCAGUGAAUGUUGGAAAUCUUUUAAGAGAAUUGAAAGCCUUCAUUGUCACCAGAGAUUUCACACUGGAGAAAGUCCUUAUGAGUGCAGUGAAUGUGGGAAAUCUUUUACCAGGAGCAAUGCCCUUUGUCGUCAUCAGAGAGGUCACAGUGGGGAAAAACCUCAUAAAUGCAGUGAAUGUGGGAAAUCUUUUGCCACUAGCAGUGAGCUACAUCGUCAUCAGAGAGUUCACACAGGAGAAAAGCCUUAUAAAUGCAGUGAAUGUGGGAAAUCUUUUACAAGAAUUGAUAGCCUUCAUUGUCACCAGAGAUUUCACACCAGAGAAAGUCCUUACGAGUGCAGUGAAUGUGGGAAAUUUUUUAUCAAGAGCAGUGGCCUCCAUUAUCAAAGUUUUCACAUUGAAGAAAAGCCUUAUACAUGCAGUGAAUGUGGGAAAUCUUUUACCAGGAGCAGUGAUCUUCAUCUUCAUCAGAGAGUUCACACUGGAGAAAGGCCUUAUGAGUGCAGUAAAUGUGAGAAAUCUUUUACCACUAGCAGAUACCUUCUUUGUCAUCAAAGAGUUCACUCAGGAGAAAAGCCUUAUAAAUGCAAUGAAUGUGAGAAAUCUCUUACCAGGAGCGAUCAUCUCCUAUAUCAUCAGAGAUUUCACAGUGGACCAAGCCAUUAUGAGUGCAAGUAAUGUGAGAUAUCUCUCAGCCAAUCUUUUAAAAUUUUCUCUGCAUAAAAGAGUCAAAUUGUGCGAAAUUUCUCAGAUGUGUGGAAAAUGUUUCUUAGUUCGGUCUUAGCAAUAGUAUUAGAAAAUUUGUGAAGUCUCGUCAAUCUGAAUUGUAGCUCAUACACUUAAUCACCUGCAUUAUGUAAAGUCCCCUCAAGUGACUUUGUUGUUGUGUUUUGUUUGUUUUUAUGUUGGUAUCAUAUGUAUCUGUGUUACACUUUCUAACAUACAGAGACAUGUAGCCAGAUCUAUGUCACUGCACAUUUCUGUUGCUGAAGGUAUUUCACCUGAACCAUCUAUAAGGUCCCUGCAGAUGGCAUCAGUCACCAUCCUCUUAUGCCCAGCAAAGCUAACUCUGUUGUCUAAUUUGUUGAAAUAAAUUCGGAAUACCUGAGCCCUUGGUUCUUACUUGUUUCCCUAUCAUGAGUUGCCACAUAGGACUGAUUACUGUUGGCGCCAGUAAACAUAAUGUUGCAGGGGGACUGCCAUUUUCAGGGACACACUUUCUCUAGAUCAGUGAUUCCCAAAGUGGGUGCUACCGCCCCCUGGUGGGCGCUGCAGCGAUCCAGGGGGGUGGUGAUGGCCACAGGUGCAUUUGUUUUAACUUUUUUUGU
Messenger RNA from Myotis myotis, 3402 nucleotides. RefSeq names its product zinc finger protein 211-like. The record is from RefSeq and is a predicted model, not a curated record. Bases 1139 to 2752 code for a protein of 537 amino acids. Lineage: Eukaryota; Metazoa; Chordata; Mammalia; Chiroptera; Vespertilionidae. Gene Ontology annotation, biological process: regulation of DNA-templated transcription. The transcript has 3 exons.